Messenger RNA from Diorhabda carinulata, 814 nucleotides. It is a transcript of the gene MED21, whose product is annotated as mediator of RNA polymerase II transcription subunit 21. Gene Ontology annotation, molecular function: transcription coregulator activity. Gene Ontology annotation, biological process: regulation of transcription by RNA polymerase II. Gene Ontology annotation, cellular component: mediator complex. The transcript has 3 exons. The record is from RefSeq and is a predicted model, not a curated record. NCBI's taxonomy places the organism in Eukaryota, Metazoa, Arthropoda, Insecta, Coleoptera, Chrysomelidae. Bases 299 to 739 code for a protein of 146 amino acids.
UCUGAUUGGAUCUUCAAUAUUGCUAUGCAUAAAAUACCAAUCAAAAGUGAGUAAAGUAGAUAGAAAGUGAUGCUCUUUGUGUCUCUUUCAGCAGUUACACUUUCGUCUCUUUAUCUUUAAUAUUAACUCUAUGGUUUUAACAUCGAUGCAGAUGAAUAAUAUAUUCGAUUUUUGGAAUCGAUAUUUCGUUUGCAUUUUACUUCGAAACAGAUAAUGAAAAUAAGGUACUCCAAUGUUUAUAUUUUUAAAAUAGUAAAAAAAUAAAUGUCUUGUUGACGAAUAACUUCAAUAUCCUAAAAUGGCAGAUAGGCUCACUCAACUUCAAGAUUGUAUAAAUAAACAAGCAGAACAUUUCUGUAACAGUAUUGGUAUUCUACAACAAUUCGCCCCACCAAGUAAAUUCCCCAAUUUCGACCGAAGUGGAUCGCAGACUCCUCAACAGCAACAAAAUCAGGAGGAUUAUGUGCAAUUAUUCACGACUUUGAUAGCUAGAUGUGCAAAAGAUAUAGAUACGUUAAUAGAAUCUUUACCUAGCGAAGAAAGUUCUACAGAAUUGCAGAGUCUUCGAAUAUUGGAACAAGAGAAUCAAGAAGCUGCCGAAAGAUUGGAAGCCGUUGUUAGAAAUGGCCAAGAGUUGUUAGAAAAGAUCCAAGCUGCUCUUAGUGAUAUUGCUCAAGCACAACUUGACAUGCAACAUUUAACAAAGGCUGUUACUAAAAGCGAAAACAGGGAUUUUUAGUUUAUAGGUUUUUUUAAAAUUUUAUAUUUAUAGUGUGUAAGGUCCUUAAUUAAAAAUUUAACACAUUGGAAACAA